This is a messenger RNA of Paramuricea clavata, 504 nucleotides long. Lineage: Eukaryota; Metazoa; Cnidaria; Anthozoa; Malacalcyonacea; Plexauridae. The record is from the annotation of a GenBank genome assembly.
AUGGAAAUUAAAACUUUGAAGGGAGCGGCUCCUCGCAACGAGGGUUGUUCUUUAUCUGGUGAAGUCACCGAAGUUGAACGAGACGAAGCUGCGAGAGACGCCAUUGACGACGAACGCUGGCUAACUGAAGAGAAAUUGAAGCUCAAAGCAAAUCUGAACAAGAAGAGGACCUGCUGUCGUUAGAUACCAGAGUCACGAAUGAUUCAAUCGCAGCAAACCACUUCAACGCCAGAUCUUCUAACCAGUAUCGCCCAAGAUUUAGCAAUCGAAGAGAAAACUGGUCAAGCGAUAAAUGCUGAAUUAGCGGUCAUUCUUUCUAGCUUAUUGAAGGAACGGCUUGCCGACGAUAAGCUUCAAGAAAAACUCAAAAAGUAUCCUCGGCCAGCAAAUGUUUUGUGUUUCAAAACCCCACGGGUAAAUCCGUUAAUUUGGGGUCAAAUAUCAGCUCCGGCUCCGGCAAGCGAUGCUAAGUGCCAGAAAAUUCAACAUGUGUUAAUUGCCGCU